AUGGUCUUCGGAAGCUUGAACAGCUUGAGAUAUUUUUCAGUGUGUGGAAUCGCUCCUAUGAACACCAGGAUAGUUGGAGGUGAGGAUGCUCAACCUGGAAGUUGGCCUUGGCAGGUUAGUCUUCAGACAUUUGGCAGCCAUGUAUGUGGCGGUUCCCUGAUCAACAAAGAGUGGGUGUUGUCUGCUGCUCACUGCUUCUUAAGUACAAAUACGUCCAGAUGGAUGAUUUCUCUCGGCCGUGAAAAUUUGGAAGGAAACAACCCAAAUGCAGUGACCACAAGUGUUUCCAGAAUCAUUUUGCAUCCAGACUAUGACAGGAGAAGCAGUGACAACGACAUUGCUCUGCUCAGACUGUCCUCACCAGUCACAUUCACAGAUUACAUCAGACCAGUGUGUCUGGCAGCAAGUGAAAGUGUGUUCAACAAUGGCACCGACAGCUGGGUCACCGGCUGGGGUGCAUUCGAAGAGGGAGGUGAGUCGAUGUUCGUUACAUUUCCUGGAACUCUUCAAGAAGUGGAGGUGCCUGUUUUGGGAAACAGACAGUGUAACUGUCUGAAUGGAGUUGGCACAAUCACUGACAACAUGAUCUGUGCUGGUGUUCUGGCAGGAGGCAAAGACUCAUGUCAGGGAGACUCAGGAGGUCCAAUGGUGAGCAAGCAGGACUCGACCUGGGUCCAGUCUGGAAUUGUUAGUUUUGGACAUGGCUGUGCUCGGCCCAAUCAGCCAGGAGUCUACUCCAGAGUGUCCCGUUACCAGCAGUGGAUCAACUCCCACAUCCAAUCAGAUUUGCCAGGCUUUGUUCAGUUCAACUCCACAGGGCCAGAUGUUGACAGUAACUACACCUGUCCUACCUUCAACAUCAACUCCAAGUACGCCUCCACCCACUGUAUCAAGUGCAGAAUGUACUCCUGUGUUUCAGCGUGUGGAAUCGCUCCUAUGAACACCAGGAUAGUUGGAGGUGAGGACGCUCCACCUGGAAGUUGGCCUUGGCAGGUCAGUCUGCAGAUAUUUGGCAGCCAUGUAUGUGGUGGUUCCCUCAUCAACAGAGAGUGGGUGAUGUCUGCUGCUCACUGCUUCUCCAGUCAAAGUACAUCCAUAUGGAUGAUUUCUCUCGGCCGUGAAAAUUUGGAAGGAAACAACCCAAAUGAGGUUUCCAGAAGUGUUUCCAGAAUAAUUUUGCAUCCAGACUAUGACAGGAGAAGCAGUGACAACGACAUUGCUCUGCUCAGACUCUCCUCACCAGUCACAUUCACAGAUUACAUCAGACCAGUGUGUCUGGCAGCAAGUGAAAGUGUGUUCAACAAUGGCACCGACAGCUGGGUCACCGGCUGGGGUGCAGUCAAAGAGGGAGUGUUCUUGCCAUUUCCUGGAACUCUUCAAGAAGUGGAGGUGCCUGUUUUGGGAAACAGGCAGUGUAACUGUCUGAAUGGAGUUGGCACAAUCACUGACAACAUGAUCUGUGCUGGUGUUCUGGCAGGAGGCAAAGACUCAUGUCAGGGAGAUUCUGGAGGUCCAAUGGUGAGCAAGCAGGGCUCGACCUGGGUCCAGUCUGGAAUUGUCAGUUUUGGAUUUGGCUGUGCUCGGCCCAAUCUGCCAGGAGUCUACUCCAGAGUGUCCCGUUUCCAGCAGUGGAUCAACUCCCACAUCCAAUCUGAUAAGCCAGGCUUUGUUCAGUUCAACUCCACAGGGCCAGAUGACGACAGUUACUACACCUGUCCUGGCCUGCCACCUCCUGUUACCAUGACAACACCUACCAAGUCACCUACUAGUAGACCUUCAGCAUUGACUCCAAGAUAG
Messenger RNA from Salarias fasciatus (jewelled blenny), 1797 nucleotides. Its product is annotated as polyserase-2. The coding region runs from base 1 to 1797 and encodes 598 amino acids. The record is from RefSeq and is a predicted model, not a curated record. The transcript has 10 exons. Gene Ontology annotation, molecular function: serine-type endopeptidase activity. NCBI's taxonomy places the organism in Eukaryota, Metazoa, Chordata, Actinopteri, Blenniiformes, Blenniidae. Gene Ontology annotation, biological process: proteolysis.